This is a messenger RNA of Pristis pectinata (smalltooth sawfish), 7385 nucleotides long. It is a transcript of the gene srgap2, whose product is annotated as SLIT-ROBO Rho GTPase activating protein 2. The record is from RefSeq and is a predicted model, not a curated record. Lineage: Eukaryota; Metazoa; Chordata; Chondrichthyes; Rhinopristiformes; Pristidae. The transcript is spliced from 23 exons. The coding region runs from base 499 to 3726 and encodes 1075 amino acids. Gene Ontology annotation, molecular function: protein binding. Gene Ontology annotation, biological process: negative regulation of cell migration; signal transduction. Gene Ontology annotation, cellular component: cytoplasm.
UCCAGCAACUUUAAACCUCUGCGGGAAUCUGAGUUAACGAGACGAACGUGGAAUGAGAAGCAGAAGUGAAUAUUUGAAGUCGGCGGACCAGGACGGGGGAUUUGCACAAAGGAAAUUGUGUGUUCAAGUAAACAAGGGAGGAAAGGAAGGAAAACAAGAAGCAAAAAAAAGAAAUUGAAAAAAGUUUUUGGACUUGGACAAAAAAAUGUCCGUUUUGUGGAAGUUUGCUGGGACCGGAAAGGGUUGGAUGGAGUUUUCUACGAUGUGAAUUUUAAAUGAAUCCAGAAACAGCGAUUUAAACUCCAGAAAACUUUUUUAAACAAUUAUUUGUCCUUUUGUAAACUUAUUACUUGGAUCUUUGCCUUUCUUUCAAUCGCGGAAGAUAUUUUUCCCCAACAAGAUCUAUAAACCUGAGGAUUCUAUACUACUUUAACAGAUCUUGUAAAGGAGGAAGAGGAUACAUUAGCGGAAGAAUAAACCAUUUCUACACGAACAGUCAUGACAUCGCCUGCUAAAUUCAAGAAGGACAAGGAAAUUAUUACCGAGUACGAAACACAAGUCAAAGAAAUCCGAGCCCAGCUUCUGGAACAACUGAAAUGCUUGGACCAGCAGUCAGAGGCCAGGGUCCAGCUGCUUCAGGAUCUUCAAGACUUCUUCCGGAAAAAAUCAGAGAUCGAGAUGGACUACUCGAGGAACCUGGAGAAGUUAGCUGAGCGGUUCAUGGCCAAAACUAGGAGCACAAAGGAUCACCUGCAGUUCAAGAAGGACCAGAACAUUCUGUCUCCUGUGAACUGCUGGUAUUUGCUGCUGAACCAGGUCAGGAGGGAGAGCAAGGACCACACCACACUGAGUGAUAUCUACUUGACCAAUAUCAUCCCCCGCUUUUCACAGAUCAGUGAUGACUCUGUCCGCCUCUUCAAAAAGAGUAAAGAGGUUGGCGUUCAGCUACAUGAAGAUUUGAUGAAAGUCCUGAAUGAAUUGUACACGGUAAUGAAAACCUAUCACAUGUACAAUGCUGACAGCAUUAGUGCAGAAGGCAAGUUGAAAGAAGCAGAGAAACAGGAAGAGAAACAGAUUGGCCGAUCUGUGAAGCAGGAGGACCGGCUGGUUGGCCGCUCACCAGACCCAGUGGCCAACAUCCGAUUCGAGGAGAAGCACCAGAGACGCAGCUCGGUCCGAAAGAUCGAGAAAAUGAAGGAGAAGCGUCAGGCAAAAUACACUGAGAACAAACUCAAGGCGAUCAAGGCACGAAAUGAGUACAUUCUGGCACUGGAGGCUACCAACAGCUCCGUCUUUAAAUACUACAUCCAUGAUUUGUCCGACCUACUUGAUUGUUGUGACCUUGGGUACCAUGCCAGUCUGAACCGCGCAAUGAGGACAUUUCUUUCAGCAGAGAUUAAUGUUGAGCAAUCCAAGCAUGAAGGGUUGGAGAUCAUUGAAAAUGCCAUCGACAGCCUAGAUGCAACCAAUGACAAACAGCGUCUUAUGGAACUAUACCACACCGUGUUCUGUUUGCCACCAAAGUUCGAUUUCCAGCCACACAUGGGUGACGGGGUUUCUCAACUGUGCGCUCAGCAACCAGUGCAGGGAGAAUUGGUACAGCGGUGCCAACAACUCCAGUCCAGGUUGGCCACUCUAAAGAUUGAGAACGAGGAGGUGAAGAAGACUAUGGAAGCCACACUACAAACAAUUCAGGACAUUGUCACUAUUGAAGAUUUUGAUGUGGCCGACUGCUUCCAGUACACUAACUCCACUGAGUCAGUCAAAUCCACUCUUUCAGAAACCUUCAUGAGCAAACCCAGCAUUGCCAAGAGGCGAGCCAAUCAGCAAGAGACAGAACAGUUCUACUUCACGAAACUGAAAGAGUAUUUUGAAGGCAGAAACCUGAUCACCAAACUGCAAGCGAAACAUGACCUUCUGCAAAAGACUCUGGGAGAAAGUCAGAGAACAGACUGUUCCAUUGCCAGUGGACGGCGGAACUCCAGUGUAAGAAAGCAGGAUGGAAGCCACAUCAUUCCCCUGGUGGUGGAGAGUUGCAUCCGUUUUAUCAGCAGGCAUGGGCUGCAGCAUGAGGGGAUUUUCCGAGUAUCAGGAUCACAAAUUGAAGUUAACGAUAUCAAAAAUGCCUUUGAAAGAGGUGAGGACCCUUUGGCAGGAGAUCAGAAUGACCAUGACAUGGACUCGAUAGCAGGAGUGCUAAAACUACAUUUCAGAGGCCUGGACAGCCCACUCUUCCCCAAAGAAAUUUUCCAUGACCUGAUGUCCUGUGUCACUAUUGAAAACCUUGCAGAGAGAGCUCUUCAAAUCCGCAAAGUCCUUCUGACUUUACCGAAACCCACCAUCAUCAUAAUGCGUUAUCUCUUUGGUUUCCUCAGUCACUUGUCUCAGUUCAGUGAGGAAAACAUGAUGGACCCUUACAACCUGGCUAUCUGCUUUGGGCCCACACUAAUGUCCGUGCCUGAGGGACAUGAUCAAGUAUCCUGCCAGUCUCAUGUCAAUGAACUGAUAAAGUCCAUCAUUCUGCAUCAUGACACCAUUCUCCCAGGACAAAAGGAACUGGAAGGGCCUGUGUACGACAAGGGGUUGACAGGAGAGGAUUACUGUGAGAGUCCUCAUGGGGACCCUACCUCUGCUGAAGAUGUUGUGCAGGAUGUUGGGACAGAAGCACACACCAGUGAAGAUGAAGGUGAGCCGAUAGAAGCCAUUGCAAAGUUUGAUUACACUGGACGCACAGCCCGGGAGCUCUCCUUUAAGAAGGGCGCGAGUCUGCUACUCUACCACAGAGCUUCAGAGGACUGGUGGGAGGGUCGACAUAAUGGAAUAGAUGGACUCGUCCCACAUCAAUACAUUGUUGUCCAAGACACUGAUGAUACAUUCUCUGACCGACUGAGCCCAAAAGGAGACAUUGAGCCUAGCAGCGCACCACCCCCAGAGGAACGACCCCUGUCAAAGACCAGCGUUGGUUCACCAACGGGACACGUCGCAGACAUUUACUUAGCAAAUCUUAGCAGACAGAAGAAGAAACAGGAAUCUGGGAGUAUCCGGCGAUCAUUCCGAACCACUGACAGUCAUAGUCUCACUGGACAUGGAUUGGCUUCCUCACCCACAGAUGGUGUGCCCCAAGGCUCUGCCAGUCCCAAGAGCUCUCCACAAGUAACCCAAAGCAGUUCGAAGGAAACGCCAGACAAACGGCCAGUUGUGACACACGGCAGCCUGAACUCAAUUAAUCGCCGGCCCUCAGCAAACAGGGCAGACAGCCCGCAGAUUCGUAAGGUGGUGGCGGCAGGAAGGUCCAAAAGCUUCAGUAACCACAAGCCACUGGACCCGGAGUCUAUUGCACAGGAUAUUGAGGCCACAAUGAAUUCAGCCCUCAAUGAGUUGCGUGAAUUGGAGCGUCAGAGCACAGUGAAGCAUGCCCCAGACGUGGUCCUAGAUACUCUAGAACCCAUGAAGACACCUCCAUCCAUGGGUCCCACAUCCGAACCUUCCAGCCCACUCCAUUCCCGGAUUUUGAAGGACUCCGAAUCUUCUCUCCAGCGGAGUGCCAGCUCAUCUGGGGACAUGCCAUGCACCUUCAGGCCUGUGAAAUCCGUGAAAAUAGCGGCUCAGGUGAAGCCUCCUGCACUAAGGCCUAAACCAGUAGUUUUUCCAAAGACCAAUCCAACUACUCCCAGCCUUGGAUCCCCAACAACACAGCAAGCAACCGACAAGUCUUGCACCGUGUGAGACCCUCUGCAUGGGCUUAGGAAGAAAAAGUGAGUGCCAUUUGAGUGUUCGUAAGAGGGGAGAAGGAACCAAUAAUGGUGCCUUCAAUCAUCAUUCAGCUCAAGAAAUGGUCUUGCUUUGAAGCAGGAGUUUGGUCCAGUUCUGCACCCAGAAUGCCAAUCAGUCCUGUCCCCUGAUGAAUUUUAGAUCUUCCUAUAACAUCUCAUCAAACCAGCAAAGCCAAUAUACUUCAGUGUGUUUCGGUCUUUGCAACAUAACUGGAAACCGAUAUAAUGCAGACUUCAUUCAGCCCUUGCAAACCAAAUAGAUUUAUGCGUUGAUAUGUUUUCCAUCUGUCUUCCCAACUUCCUCUCUAAAAUCCAUUGCUUCCUACACCUUUGCCAGCUUUCACAGCAGAUUUGAUGGUUAUUCUGUGCCAUCCACAUUCGGUUAUCGAAGGAAAAACAGCAAUCGAAUCGUUUGUUGCCUUGAAAACAAUGAACGGAAUUUUUUGUUGAAUCCUCAUGACUGUUACGGUAACUCGGGUAUUUUGUUGGGGCCCUUGGUUUGCCUCAGAAAUUUACCACCAAAAAAAAGACAAAUUGAAUGACGUGGGUUAUGCAAACCAUCAGCUCUUUUAAGAAAGAAAUUGUAAUCAAGUCUUGCUAUGUGUCAUUAUUUUUGAAAUUUUAUUUUUGAAAGCUGAGUACAUUUGUAGUACCAAACAAAGCAAGGCUUGUCCACUUGUGUGUCUAGGGAGCAAGGCCUUGUUAAAGGCUUCAGAGCUUAGCGCAAGGAAAAAAAACAAUUAAUUUUUAAUUUUUUUUAUUGGACUUUAUUGUGAACAGUUCAUUGUAAAUGGUGAAUUAUAUUUUGACAGAUUCAUUGUAUUUGAAAACUGGAAAUGUUUUGUAGGGUAGUAAAUUUAAAAAAAAAUAAUAUUUUUAGGGGAGAGACUCCCAGUCAACCUCAGAUGCUGUCCUGUGAAAUUCCAGAGCAAUCUACAAACUGGCAUUUUGUUAUCCAAUCUUUUACCCAUUAUUUCUUUGUGAUCAGAGAAAUGUUUAGAUGAAUUUUGUUUCUCCAUAACUCCUAUUUUUUUUUGUCUGUGAAAUGCCCCAGCCAAUGUAAAUUGUAUUUGUACUUGGUGUUUUACUAACCUCUGAAGGAGUAAUGUUAUUUUAUUAGGGUCUGAUUUAGAAGCAGCGUUCAAACUAUUGCGAUUACUGUGAGAUUCAGGCACCACCCAGUUGUCAGAUUGAGCCAAGAAGGCCGGAAACAUCCUCUCUCCCCCUCAACACUGCCCAGUCGGUGCUGUGUUAAUUGAUCUCAGAAACUGCAGUUGAGCACAGUGCCCUGGUUAGGAAAGAGAGUAACACCAUCCAAGCUUCCUACUCAAUCUCUAGUCAUCAACACUAUUCCCACCUUGUAAAAUGCAUCGAAAAGCAAAAUCUGCAGAUGCCAAAAGUCUGCAAUCAAAACAGUAAAUAGUGAAAAUAUGUGCAGAGAGAGCAACAGAAGUAACAUUUCAGGUUUAUGGUACCUCACCAGAACAGUAUUUUCUGCUUUUAUUGUAGAAAAUGCAUAUCAAAUGAGAAUAGGAUCAAACUAGGCAUGAUGUUCCCAUGGUAGGAAGGCCUGUGGAUGUUCAUAAUCCAGGCCCCUAAUUCAACAACGACAAUUUGCAUUCAUACAGUGCCUUUAAUGCAGUACAACAUGCCAAAGGGUUCACUGGGAAAUAAUCAAAUAAAAUUUUUCUGAGCCACGCAAAAGGAUAUUAGAACAGCUGACCAGUAGCUUAGUCAAAGAUAGAUUUUACUCAUCAUAAAAGAAGAGAGAGGGGUGAAGAGGUUUAGGAAAUAAAUUCCAGAGCUUAGGACCUCAGCAGCUGAAGCUUCAGCUGCCAGUGCUGGAGUGAUUAAAUAUGGGGAUGAAGGAGACCGGAGGAGUGCAGAUAGCUCUAAUUAAAAUAUCGAAAGCCUGUGGAAUUUCAUUCUUUGGCACAAGUCAAAAGCUUGAAUGAAGGCAUUCCUGUUCAGAAAUAUCCAGGCUGAGACCAACUAAGCUGAACCUUUCCCUUGUACAACAGAGUAGCUCACCGGCAUCAUCGUUGUCAGUGGCCAGGGUAGGUUAACCUGCUGAAUCUGACUUUCCAUCAAGUGGAAAGUGGGAAUAGCCAAGUGGUCCUCAUCCUGCAGCCUGGGAGUUCUUGGAGCUAAACUCUCUGCUGCACUUCCUGCCACAGAAUGCCGUAGUAUUUUAUUUGAAGAUUUUGACUGGGGCUAAGAUCUGUGUUGGUGAAAGAAGUGAUUAUUCAGCAUUUACAGAAGAUUCCACAUAUGUCCGUCAGUCCUACCUUACUCACGACUCCUUCUCUUCCCCCCGACACGCACGCACGCACACACACACACACACGCACGCAAAAAUAAAUAAUACAAGAUGAUCAUUUUAGUUGCUUGCUAUCCAAACAGCCAGGUCUUCCAAUUCCAAGUUCCACAUCACUGAGGUUUGUUUGAUAGCCAGUCUGUUAAAAUUUCAACAAAUUGAGCAUUGGAACCAACCGAAAAUAUCCUGCAUGAUUUUGAUUGCAGUGGUGAGAGAGCUUCAUGUAUAUUUAAAUCCAAUUUGAUGGCUUCUUGCAGGGAUGAAGCAAGGCCUUACUUAUGGGUUAAACCAGUGAAUCCUGCCUGAACUCAAGUGGGCAAUGGUGGGGAGAAGAAUGACAUGGAGAGCAGGAAUGGGAUUUCGAGAGCUGAUUCCCUACACCAAGGCUGGUCAUAGAAGGGUGGUAGAGACAGUCAGGAUGAUCACAGUGUGUAUUUUUUCCCCUAUGUUAAACCACCUGCAAGGACCCAUUUGUGUUGUGCACGAGGUUGAAGGGUUCUGGUGGGAAUGGGGAAGCUGCUUAGAUCAGUCCUUUAAUGUCAGUAGAUUCUGCAGUUACACGUAAAAUUCACCAGCACACGUCAAAGGCAUCACCAAGCAGAGAUUUGUUCAGUGGCAUUUCGAAUCCAUCCACUCAGGACGCAUCUCAACAGGCUGGUCAAACCAACAAGAUCUUUUGAAUCUCCAUUCUCAACAGCUGCAUAUACCCCACCAUGUGGACCCAAGCUCUACAGACUGGACGGAUCCCCAGUCUACGCUGAGAUGUCAAUCCUCGACAAGGGAUGGAGGAGCACUGGGAUCGGCCUUCAAUGCCCUUCACCCAUUGGGCGAUGCUCCCAGUGCUAACUGUUUUGCAGCAGCUUCUGCUGGGUAGUUUGGUGUGAAAUGACAACUGCAUCAAGGUCAUAUGUGAUGCUGAGUGGUGGAAGAGUCUGUCAUCAUUGUCAGAGCUGGUCUGAUGUACUGUAAUCCGGAAUGAGUCAGUGACUUGGGGGAGGAUUGUGGGUGCACCGUGUUACAAAAACAGUGUUUGUCAUAAAGUCUCAUCUUCCCCAUGAACUUUAAUGCCAGUGUUGUUCACUGUCAUUGUUAUGGGCCACUGUGGUUGAACAGUUAAUACCCAAUGGUAUGAAUUCAGACCACUGCAUAAGUAAGGCUGUAAUAAUUAAUUGUACAGAAUAUCUGUGUAUAUGUAACUACACAUCAGUGACUGUAAGGUACAGCAUUUUCUGGUACAGUAUUGUGCAGAAUAUUAGAUGUUAGUCAAUGAUCAAUAAAUCUCAUAUUAGUCUCCA